Drosophila innubila is the source of this 2007-nucleotide messenger RNA. It is a transcript of the gene Trm1, whose product is annotated as probable tRNA (guanine(26)-N(2))-dimethyltransferase. Bases 143 to 1936 code for a protein of 597 amino acids. Lineage: Eukaryota; Metazoa; Arthropoda; Insecta; Diptera; Drosophilidae. The transcript is spliced from 3 exons. Gene Ontology annotation, molecular function: RNA binding. The record is from RefSeq and is a predicted model, not a curated record. Gene Ontology annotation, biological process: tRNA N2-guanine methylation. Gene Ontology annotation, cellular component: nucleus.
AACUUUUUAUACACAAAAAAUUUGACACAUGUCGUGAUUUAUUUAAAUCAAAUUGCGGCUAACAUACGCGAAUGCCCAAAUCAAGACGCUGUGGAGUGAUUUUACCAUUCUGCUGACCGUGUUAGUUGGCAACAAACACAAAAUGGAAGUGGACGAAGUGCAACAGGAGACAACGGAAAACGCACCGCCAAAUCCUAAUGCACACAUUAUAACUGAACGAAAUGCGAACAUCAUAUCGGGCGGUAAUGUCUUCUAUAAUCCCGUGCAAGAGUUCAAUCGCGAUUUGAGUAUCGCGGUGCUAAAUGUAUACUUUCAACGCUUGGUGAAAGAGCGUGCUGAGAAAGCGCUCAAGCAACAGCAACAAAAACAGAAGCGACAACAACAACAACAAACCAGCGGGAAUGAAGAAGACCAGGAGACAGAGACAGCGUCAGCGCUGCCACCUAGUUAUGCUGCCGGCACAAAGUACGACGAUGGAUUGCGUAUUUUGGAGGCACUUGCCGCAACUGGUCUGAGGAGCGUCAGAUACGCCCAGGAGAUUGCCGGAGUGCGUCAAAUCAUUGCCAACGAUUUGUCCAAGCAGGCGGUGGAGUCCAUCGACACCAAUGUGCGUCACAAUGGAGUGCAACACCUCAUAGAGGCAAGUCAUGCGGAUGCCAUGACCCUUAUGUAUCUGUCGACUACGCCGGAGAAGCGCUUUGAUGCCGUGGACCUGGAUCCGUACGGCUGUCCGAACCGGUUCCUGGACGGCGCGAUGCAGUGCCUCGUGGAUGGGGGACUGCUGCUGGUGACUGCCACGGAUAUGGCCGUGCUGGCUGGCAAUGCGCCGGAGGCGUGUUACGUGAAAUACGGAUCGGUGCCACUGCGCAUGAAGUGCUGUCACGAGAUGGCACUCCGGAUCCUGCUGCACUGCAUCGAGGGACACGCCAAUCGACACGGCAAAUACAUUGAGCCACUGUUGAGCAUCUCGGCGGACUUCUAUGUGCGCAUCUUUGUGCGCGUGUUUUCUGGCCAGGCACAGUGCAAGUACAGCAUGAGCAAGCAGUCCUGGAUCUAUCAGUGCACCGGAUGCGAGACGUUCACACUGCAACCUUUGGGCACAGUGCGUGUCAAGUCGCCGGAGCAGCCGCAUCUGGUCAAGUUCGGCAUUCCCACGGGUCCUGCUGUGAAUUCCCAGUGCGAGCACUGCAAUCAUCGCCAUCAUCUGGGCGGUCCCAUCUGGUCAGCUCCCAUACACAACAAGGAGUUUGUCCAUGAUCUGCUGGAGGCGGUGCAGGCCACGCCCCUCAAUCAGCUGGGCACCCAACGGCGCAUUGUCGGCGUCCUCUCCAUGGUGCAGGAGGAGCUGCCGGAUGUGCCUCUCUACUAUACGCCGGACAAGCUGUGCUGCGUCCUCAAGUUGGAGAUUGUGCCCAUGCUAAGGAUGCGCUCCGCCUUGUUGCAUGCCGGCUAUCGUGUCUCCUAUUCGCACGCCAGCAAGAAUUCCCUCAAGACGGAUGCUCCUCCGGCCGUGCUCUGGGAUCUAUUGCGCUGCUGGAGCAAACGGCAUCCGGUGCGAGAGGAUCGCAAGAUUCCGGGCACACCAUUGCAGGCCAUUCUUUCGAGGGAUUGCAGUCAGGACUACGAGUUCGAUGAACUGCAUGUGGAUGCCAAUCCGAGCAGCAGGAAAAAGGCCUUGUCUCGAUUCCAGGAGAAUCCGACACCGCACUGGGGACCCGGCACAAGAGCCACCAUCAUGAUCGGCGACAACAAAUUGCCCAAGAGUUAUCGUAACCAAAACAAAAAGCAACGUCAUAAAGCGGCACAACAGACGCCAACUGACCAGGAUCAGCCAGAGGAGCAGGUGGGACAACAGGAGGAACAGAAGGAGGUGACCCGGAAGCAUCAGCUGUCCAGCACCAACCGCAAGAAGCCCAAGCUAGCGCCGACUGCGUGACCAGCUUUAUGUUGUCGCUCUGUCAAUUUUUAUUGCAAUUUGUCCAAUAAUUAUGUAAAGUUGAAACAAUU